Messenger RNA from Diachasmimorpha longicaudata, 2476 nucleotides. RefSeq names its product major royal jelly protein 1-like. Lineage: Eukaryota; Metazoa; Arthropoda; Insecta; Hymenoptera; Braconidae. Bases 434 to 1672 code for a protein of 412 amino acids. Gene Ontology annotation, cellular component: extracellular region. The record is from RefSeq and is a predicted model, not a curated record. The transcript is spliced from 3 exons.
CGCGUUUAGUGGAGAAGCAAUUAACCAUGUGUUUACAGCCAGAAUUAUCCUUGGUACGUAAUACAAAAUGAGAACGAAUCCUUGACGUUUUGAAAUAUGAAGAUUAUGAAGAAGGUCACCGUUCCAAAUACUGGCAUUUUCCCAUCUCGAGAGAAACGUAAAAAACUGGCAAAUCAACUCAUUUUACCGAAGGUAAGCGGUGAUUGGAGAUUAUCCCACUGAGAAAGUCUCUAAAACCUCCGAGUGGGAAGGAGUACCCAUGGUCCAUGUUAACCUGGUGGGGGACGGGACACGAUAGGACCUAGCUCAGUGAAAAAAUUCUCAUGCAGUGUAGUUGCAUUCGCCCAGGAAAUAACAUAUCCAGUGAGAAUCUCUCGAUUCAUAAUUAAAAAAGAAAAACAUCUUCUGGAAUAAUAUUUGAUUAAUAGAAAAAAUGAAAUUGCUUGUGAAUGAAGUUAUCUUCUUCAUUGGUAUCGUGAAUACAGUGCAAAGUGCUGGCCUCGGUGUUCUAUACGAGUGGAAAUAUUUGGACUGGGUAUGGCCAAAUACAGCGCUGACCGGUAAAAGUUAUAUCCCGGAAAAUCCUUUCACCCAGGAUGUCGAUGUGGACGUCAGCGGUCGUGUUUUUGUAACUAGUCCCCAAUGGCUAGAGGGUACACCAAUAACCCUGUCGUUGGUAACCAAUCUUCAGGGCCCUGGGGGUCCUCUGCUCACUCCCUAUCCUCACUGGUCCUGGCAUACACCCAACGACUGCGACAAACUCAUUUCUGUUUACAGGCUCGCGAUCGACGAAUGCAACAGAUUGUGGUUCGUCGAUGUCGGCCGGGUCCAGGAUAAACCGAUAUGCCCGACCAAGAUCAUGAUCUUCGAUCUCUUCACGGAUCGUCUCAUUCACAAAUACAUUGUCCCAGCUGAUCAGACAUUCGAUGGAAAAGCAUCGCUGGUUACGCCGAUCGUUGAACUCGGUGAUACAUGCGAUGACGCUUACCUUUACAUCGCUGAUGUUGGUGAAAAUGGUCUCGUGAUUUACAACCUCCAGGAGGAUCGCUCCUGGCGGGUGAAUAAUACACGUGGCAACGCAUUUGGUCCCGAUCCCGAUGGUAUGAAUAUAACAAUCGCUGGAGAAUCAUUUGACCUCACUGAUGGCACCCUAGGCAUGUCCCUAUCGCCUCCUGGAUUUUUCCAUCAAAGAUAUCUCUACUUUAAUUCACUGGCGAGUUAUCAUCAAAAGUUCGCUAGUGUUGAUACAUUGAAGAUGAGCGAGUUUCAAGAGCCAUUGAUCUUCGAGUCUAUCGUGAAACGACAGAGCCAAGCUGGGGUUCAGGCGACAUCACGAAAAGGUGUUCUAUUUUUUCAACUAGCUCAACUCACGGCAAUAGCUUGUUGGAGUAUGGAACGGCCAUUCACUCAAGAUAAUAUUGAGAUUCUUGCGUUCGAUGAAGAUGCCCUGCAGUAUGUCAGUGGUAUCAAAGUGAUAAAUAAUUACCAGGGGGAGGAGGAACUUUGGUUCAAUACGAAUAGACUUCAGAAGACAAUAAAAAUGACGCGAACACCUACUGAAGUGAAUUUCAGGAUUAUCAUGGGAUCUGUGGACGAUAUUAUCAAUGGAACGAAGUGUGAACCUAGGGGUCACGGCCCUUAUCCGGAUGUCUCGACAUGGCGACGGAUAUAAGAACAAUCCUUGUUAUUUUUUCCUGAUGUUAGAAAAUGUUCGCAAUUUUCGGUCUACCUAAUUAGGAUAUUAUAUUUAUGAUUCCCUUUUAAUCAUUCGUACAAAUACAUAGAUAUAUGUCGGGAUAUUUCAAACGAGUAGAGCUCACAUGCAACGCGUUAUGGCAGGAAAUGGUUCAAUAUGGCAUACACUGGAAACGGAAAUUAACUCUGGUGAAAAGGUGAAUGUUCACCUGUACAAAAUUUUCUUCCCUCAAAAGGAUUAUUUUCCACGAGUUUUCAUCAGCUAAUCAGGUACAUGAAUACAUAUUCAUUCGAGUACAUAGUCACGAGUAAAAUAUCAUAAUUAAUAAUAAUCAAAAAAUUUUCCCCGAACCAGCUGUUUGAGCUGAUUUGUUUUCCUUCAAAACCGGGCAAACAAUGAAUUAUUUAUUUACACCAAAUUAUAAAUUGGCUCCACGUACCCUAUAUUAUUAUAUCCAAUUACCUCGAUAUUUUUGAGUAGAAUAAUAUUUUCAGCAGAGUUAAUUUUUCCUCUCAGUGCAGUGGACUUGUGAAAGAACAGGAAUUGCUGACAGUGAGCACAUACCUGCAUGUUAAUCGUAUCAAGAAAAUAACUAGUUAUCAGUGGGUGGAGGAGCUGUCGAUCGCUAUGAAUAGACACCUACUGAAGUGAAAUUCAACAUUCUCAGGGAAUCGAUGGACAAUAUUACAAAUUAAAUAACUAGACACGAAGUCAGGGGUCAGGGUCAUUUAUCCGGAUGUCUCCGUACAGCGACGAAUAUAAGGAGAUUUUUUAAUUAUU